GCCUUGUUGACGUCAACAAGGCGCGCGACGUUUCCCGGCCGUCAGAAAGCGUUUUCUUUCUGGCUGAGGCGGGGAGGGGACCUUCGGAAAAACACCGCGGACAUUGCUGUCUUCCGCAAUGCCGGCGGGGAAAUGUUUCCGCCGGAGGAGAGCGGAUUCCGAGGAGGAGGAAGAAGAGGACGAGCAGCACCUCACCCGGGAGGUCCGGUUGAAACUGGAGGAAGCCAAAGAAGUGCAGAGUCUGAGGAAGAGACCAAAUGGUGUCAGUGCUGCUGCUUUGCUUGUGGGAGAAAAGCUACCGGAAGAGACAACUUUGGUGGACGAUCCUUUUAAGGUCAAGACGGGUGGCAUGGUGGACAUGAAGAAGCUGAAAGAACGGGGCAAAGACAGGAUCAGCGAGGAAGAGGAUCUCAACCUUGGGACGUCCUUUUCGGCAGAGACGAACCGGAGGGACGAAGAUGCCGACAUGAUGAAGUACAUUGAGACGGAGCUGAAGAAGCGCAAGGGCAUCGUGGAGAGCGAGGAGCGGAAGGUGAAGGCCAAGAACGCGGAGGACUGUCUCUACGAGCUGCCCGAGAGCAUCCGUGUAUCUUCUGCCAAGAAGACCGAGGAGAUGCUCUCCAACCAGAUGCUCAGCGGCAUCCCCGAAGUCGACCUCGGCAUCGAGGCCAAGAUCAAGAACAUCAUCUCCACGGAAGAGGCCAAAGCGCGGCUCCUGGCAGAGCAGCAGAACAAAAAGAAGGACAACGAGACCUCCUUCGUGCCCACAAACAUGGCUGUCAACUACGUCCAGCACAAUCGAUUUUACCAUGAAGAACUGAAUGCACCGGUGAGGAGGAAUAAAGAGGAACCCAAAGCACGUCCGUUGCGGGUCGGAGAUACGGAGAAGCCGGAACCAGAGAGGUCUCCGCCGAACCACAAACGUCCUCCGAACGAAAAAGCGACUGACGAUUAUCAUUACGAGAAAUUCAAGAAGAUGAACCGCCGCUAUUGAAAGCCGCCCGGGAAUAUUAUUUGCUCCAAUUCUCAUUUUGCAAAUAUUCAUUUUGCCCUUUUUUGGGGGGAACAUUGGUGAUUUUUAGCAUUGUGUUUGCAUCUGUCUGGGUCGUGACUUGUAUCUCAUGUUAAUGGAAAUUUCCCCCUAAACAGCCAUUAAAAUAAUUUGACAAAAAAUC
Molecule: messenger RNA, 1175 nt
Organism: Anolis carolinensis (green anole)
Lineage: Eukaryota; Metazoa; Chordata; Lepidosauria; Squamata; Anolidae
Gene: cunh9orf78
Product: chromosome unknown C9orf78 homolog
Exons: 9
Coding region: 119-994 (291 amino acids)
Biological process (GO): mRNA splicing, via spliceosome
Cellular component (GO): spliceosomal complex
Source: RefSeq, a predicted model, not a curated record